GGAAGGGGAAGGGGCCGCGGGGCGACAGCGGGAGUUGGCAGCGGAGCGCGGAGAGGAGCGGAGGGGCUGGCGGGGCUAUAAGCCAUGCCUGUUUCAGCUGAUGAAACUGUGGGGGACCUGCCUGUGAGAGAUACGGGUCUAACUCCAUCUGGAAUUGAAGGAUUACAAGAAUCAUCAACCUCACAGAACGUAAAAGCUCUACAAGCUGUACAACAAAUCAUUCGAGAAGAACUGGAGGACAGGUUUCUUCGUAUACAUGAUGACCACAUCUUACUCAAGCAACAUGCAAAUAAGCAAGAGGAGAAAAUUAAAAGGGAGACUGUGGUUGAGUCCCAAAGGAAACACAUUGAGGAACUAGAACAUGUCAGAGAUACUUGUGAGUCAACUAAGAAGGAAAGAAAAGGAAAUUGAAGAAUCCAUCCUAUGGCUGAUAGAGCAGAGAACAGCAAGCCAAAGAUUUAAACUCCUAGAGGAAACUCCAUAAAAUGGUAUACUACUACACCAAAUACUUCAGAAGGUGGAAAAGUGAAUGGAAAACAAAUCAUCUGUUUAGGCUAAACGUUCAGGACAAUGUGGAACUGAUCAAGGUCCAUUAACAACUGGUUGAGAAAAGCAGUGCUCUUUCAGCAGUGGGAGGAAAAUUUCUCAAGCUUCAAGAGAUAAUUGCAAUUUGAGCCUAAGCGAUUUGAAGACCUUCCAUGACGUUUUAUUAGCAAAGGUGAUGAACUGAAUGUACAUCCUAAAGAGGAGCAGUUAAAAUGCCUUCAUCUUCAAAACAAAUUGAAAUCAGUCACCAUUUCAAAGAGAAGGACAGAAGAGCUGAUUUCUGAAAGUUUUUCACAUGCCAUAUGUUUUAUUGGAGUGUCUUCUGUAUGACCCAUGAAUGGCAGUGGAAAUCAAAGGAACAGCAGCUGAAACUGCAAAUUGCUAAACUAGAGACAGCUAUCACGUCUGAUAUAGCGGACAAUGAAAUCCUUGACAAGAUCAAAGUAGAAACAGGAGGUUAAACAAGAAAGGCUAGCAGAUGAUAAGGUGGAGGAGAUGGCUGAAGAAAUUCAACAGGAGAAAGAAGAGCUCUCACAUCUGUCGGAGGAGCAGUUAGCUGACCAAACAUCAAUUACUUCUGGAGACGAGACAAAAAUAACUGAAGAAUUGGAACCAGAAGAUCAAGAUGCUAGACAAGAUGAGGAUGCUGUUGAAUCAAUAAAAACUGACAGCAAUGAUGGUAUUAUUUCAAGUCCAGUAUCCAUGAUUAUUAAACAGCUGAGUCAGUGAUCAUGGCAAUUAUUUGUCAAGACAGAAAAAGAUUUUAAGCUUAAUGUCCUCUAACAGUAGCUUUGCUAUAUACAUCACUUUUCAAUAAAGUUGUACAUGCACAGUCUCCAGUCACUUCAGUUGUGCUUCUUUUUCUAUCACUGUUUGUUCACUAAUGAUGUCUCCUUACUCUUAAAACCAGCAGUUAAUUAGCAUGAAGUCAUAUAUACAAAAUAGCAUAAUACAAAUUUGGAAAAUUUACUUUGAACAAUAUUUCCAUAGGAUAGUUCUCUAAAAAAAAAUAAAUAAAAUAAGGUAUUUCAUACUUUUAGAUCUAACAUUGACUGAACUGUCUUAAAAAAUACAAAACCAGUACUUAAAAUUGAUGAUAGUACCUCUAACAGUUAAUACUUUUCUCAUCUGUCUUAGCCUUCUUUUCAGAGACCAGAGGUGUACUGUUAGAUCCUAUCAGUCUUCACGGUUUUUAAUGCUCUGCAAUGUGAUAUCCUAGAGGUAGUUUGAUUUUUUUAAAUUUUUUUUCCAAGGCGUGAGACAUCUUACAAAGCAACUAACAAGAAGAAGCAACUCUUUGUGUGGGAAAUAUUGCUCCUUCUUUUUUAAGCCGUAGAAGGGAUUCAGUAAUGCUAUCACCUGUAUAUUCGUCAGAGAGAUACAAAAGGUACUUUGGAAGAAAGAAUUGCAUUGUUUAAAAAAUUUUCACCUGUAAUUUUGAGAACUAAAAUGACUGCUGCUCGUCACUAGUAAGUCAAACCAUAAUACACUUGUUCUAUACUUCUGUAGUCAUCCUGUAUUUUAUUUUAUGACAGUUAUUUAAGAACACUUGUGAGAGAUUUUUGUGUGUAGAUUCAUUUCAGGUUCAUCAAUUUCUACCUCUCUGCAUUGAUCUCCUCCUCUGGUAACAAAGUGUAUGUUCACAAAGGGUAGAUAAAACAAUAAAAGCUAUAAACUAUUAAGACAACAUGUUUGAUACAAAUUGGAUUUUAAAAAUAUGCCUUGGUUUAUUUGAAUUCGUGGGUUAAUUAUAGAAUACAGCAUGUCAAAAUUGUUAUUGAAUUUGUAUUUUUUCAAGAUUAAAAAUCACUGCCUUUUAUCUUUUGAGAUAAAUAUCCUGCUGGUAAUCAAACACUGUAAAUAAGACUUGUGAUUUUUAGAGAUCGUUAUGCUAAUUAUCCUAUAAAUCUGAGUUGUAUGCCAAACUGUUUAAGCCAUUUAAGAUCAUACUGGGGGUUUUUUGCAUGUUGCAAAUUAGACAGUUCAUGGUUAUUUCUUAGAUAUGUUGAUCAUAAAGGGUAUCUAACAGAUUUUCCAGUACUUAGCUGUACCACUUGCUUCUUUCUCUUUUCUUCUUGUCUAUGAUGUAUGAUUAAUCAUAGAUUACUUCAUUUUGUUUCAUUUCAUUUACAACAUUUAUGAGCUUCACUUUGUCGGUAUGAAAUGCUUGUCCCCUUCUUUCCUUUCCAAAGUGGCAUAAUUAGUGUUAGCAUCUUUUUUAACAGGCUACAUAAAGUUUAGUGGCUGGAUUAAAUCAAGUCAUUAACAUAAUGUGCUAUACAAUUUGCCCCUAUCUCUUUUCGUUUCCAGUACAUCAAAGUGCCACAGAGUGCCAGUGUAAUUGGGCCUUGCUAGCUUGUCAGGUUCAGUCAGGCUGAUGGCUGCUGCUUUUACUAAAAAGCUUCCAGGCAUGAUAAUUAAUAGAGAAAAGAAGUCUGAGAAAUGUAAAAGUUUGGACAGUUCUCUAUGAAUAUUUCAUACAUUUGAAUAAUCAGAAGUUAACAUUAUCAAUUUGAUGUAUAAUACAUUGAUUAAAAGCCUUGUUUCAGAUCCUCAAAAUAGACAUCAAAACUGGGAAUUUGCAUUUUCUUUGGCAUGGUCUUUAUAUUAAAAAAAAAAAAGUCUUUUCCAACCCCUCCUCCCUUUCACCCCCAUGUCUACACUGUAUCAUUACAGGAGAUUAUACAGCUUUCAGUUAUCACAAUAAAAUUUACUGCUGUCAGCUUCCAA
Myiozetetes cayanensis is the source of this 3276-nucleotide messenger RNA. It is a transcript of the gene RPGRIP1L, whose product is annotated as RPGRIP1 like. Gene Ontology annotation, molecular function: thromboxane A2 receptor binding. NCBI's taxonomy places the organism in Eukaryota, Metazoa, Chordata, Aves, Passeriformes, Tyrannidae. Gene Ontology annotation, biological process: retinal rod cell development; non-motile cilium assembly. The transcript is spliced from 10 exons. The coding region runs from base 85 to 411 and encodes 108 amino acids. Gene Ontology annotation, cellular component: photoreceptor connecting cilium. The record is from RefSeq and is a predicted model, not a curated record.